Molecule: messenger RNA, 264 nt
Organism: Mycosarcoma maydis (corn smut)
Lineage: Eukaryota; Fungi; Basidiomycota; Ustilaginomycetes; Ustilaginales
Product: 40S ribosomal protein eS21
Exons: 3
Coding region: 1-264 (87 amino acids)
Biological process (GO): endonucleolytic cleavage in ITS1 to separate SSU-rRNA from 5.8S rRNA and LSU-rRNA from tricistronic rRNA transcript (SSU-rRNA, 5.8S rRNA, LSU-rRNA); translation; endonucleolytic cleavage to generate mature 3'-end of SSU-rRNA from (SSU-rRNA, 5.8S rRNA, LSU-rRNA)
Cellular component (GO): ribosome; cytosolic small ribosomal subunit
Molecular function (GO): structural constituent of ribosome
Source: RefSeq, a predicted model, not a curated record
AUGGAGAACGACCGCGGUGACCUUGUCGACCUUUACGUGCCCCGAAAGUGCGCUGCCACUGGCCGCAUCAUCGAGGCGAAGGACCACGCUUCCGUCCAGAUCGCCGUCGCUGACGUCGACGCCAACGGUCGCAUGAUUCCUGGCCAGUCGACCAACUUCCCCCUGUCUGGCUUCGUUCGCCAGCUCGGUGAGGGUGACGACUCGCUUAACCGUCUUGCCCAGAAGGAGGGUCUCCUCCGCAACGUCUGGAGCUACCAGAAGUAG